AUGACAAUGAGUAUCACAGAAGUAUUCGGUGAAUUCAGGUGUGGUAAGACACAGAUGUCUCAUACUUUGUGUGUGACAACGCAGCUUCCGAGGGAAAUGGGUGGCGGUGAAGGCAAAGUGGCAUAUAUCGACACAGAAGGUACCUUCCGGCCUGAGCGGAUCAAGCAAAUUGCAGAAGGUUACGAAUUGGAUCCUGAGUCAUGUUUGGCAAACGUUUCAUAUGCUAGGGCUCUGAAUAGUGAACAUCAAAUGGAACUUGUAGAACAAUUAGGUGAGGAGCUUAGUUCUGGAGAUUAUCGCUUAAUCGUGGUAGAUUCUAUAAUGGCGAAUUUUAGGGUAGACUAUUGCGGUAGAGGUGAGCUAAGUGAAAGACAACAAAAGCUAAACCAACAUCUUUUCAAAUUAAACAGAUUGGCAGAAGAAUUCAACGUCGCAGUAUUUUUAACAAACCAGGUACAAUCAGAUCCGGGUGCGUCUGCACUAUUUGCCUCCGCAGAUGGUAGAAAACCAAUUGGAGGGCAUGUAUUGGCACAUGCUUCAGCAACAAGGAUUCUAUUGAGAAAAGGACGCGGUGAUGAAAGAGUUGCCAAGUUACAAGAUUCUCCAGAUAUGCCCGAAAAAGAAUGUGUUUACGUAAUUGGUGAAAAAGGUAUCACCGAUUCAAAUGACUAG
Saccharomyces mikatae IFO 1815 is the source of this 672-nucleotide messenger RNA. It is a transcript of the gene DMC1, whose product is annotated as recombinase DMC1. Gene Ontology annotation, cellular component: condensed nuclear chromosome. Lineage: Eukaryota; Fungi; Ascomycota; Saccharomycetes; Saccharomycetales; Saccharomycetaceae. The transcript has a single exon. Gene Ontology annotation, biological process: mitotic recombination; DNA recombinase assembly; reciprocal meiotic recombination. The record is from RefSeq and is a predicted model, not a curated record. The coding region runs from base 1 to 672 and encodes 223 amino acids. Gene Ontology annotation, molecular function: single-stranded DNA binding; ATP-dependent DNA damage sensor activity; DNA strand exchange activity.